Messenger RNA from Cuscuta campestris, 1858 nucleotides. Lineage: Eukaryota; Viridiplantae; Streptophyta; Magnoliopsida; Solanales; Convolvulaceae. The record is from the annotation of a GenBank genome assembly.
AUUGCACGGCGCACACAUUUCUCCCUUCUCCUCUCUCCAUAAACCUCUGUAUAUAUAUAAACUGGCCCAGACCCAAUCCUCAAUGUCCGCAAUUUGAAUUACCGGAAGACGAAGAGGAGGAGGAGGAGGAGCUUCUGCAAGUAUGGCGAAGAAGGCGCCGGCAAUGGCGUCGCCGCCCUUAUCGGCGCGCCAUCUGAUGAGGUCCGGAUGGAAGCUGGCGAUCGCCGUCUCUUUGGCCCUCUGUGUCCUUGUGUUCCUCCGGAUACAUCUCUUCUUUCUCUCGGAUUCCGACGGCCUAAUCCCUGCCUCCGAAGCAUCGCUUUCAUUCCCUCGGAAGCCAAACAGAUCUCUCGCCGACAAUUUCUCCGGCAAUCCGAAGGUCGCUUUCCUUUUUCUAGCUCGGAGCAAUUUGCCGCUCGAUUUUGUUUGGAGAAGCUUCUUUCAGGAUAUUGAUCCUGCCAAUUUCUCUAUAUACAUACAUUCCAAGCCAGGCUUUGUAUUUGAUCAGUCUACUACAACUUCCCCUUUCUUUUAUAACAGGCAGCUGAAAAACAGUAUCAUGGUAGCUUGGGGAGAAUCAAGCAUGAUUGAAGCCGAGAGGUUAUUACUUGAAGAAGCUCUAGAAGAUCCCGCCAAUCAAAGAUUUGUUCUCUUGUCAGACAGCUGUGUCCCUUUAUACAACUUCAGCUAUGUAUACAAAUAUUUGAUGGACUCUCCGAGGAGUUUCGUGGACAGUUUUUUGGAUGUAAAUGGAAAAGAAAGCCGCUAUAACCCAAAGAUGAAGCCAUAUAUACCAAAGACCAAAUGGAGGAAAGGAUCACAAUGGAUCGCUUUGGUUCGAGAACAUGCUGAGAUAGUUGCAGAUGAUGAAGUUGUAUUACCAGUUUUCAGGAAGUAUUGUAAGAGGCGCCCACCAAUAGAUGCCAGUCUGAAGAGUCGGAAUCUUAUCCUUCAAAAGCAGCACAACUGUAUCCCUGAUGAACACUAUGUGCAGACAUUACUUGAAAUGCACGGAGUUGGAGCUGAACUGGAGCGGAGAACAAUAACUUACACAGUAUGGAACCAAUCAUCAUCCAAUAUGGAAAAGGGGGCUUGGCAUCCUAAAAGGUUUACUUAUGCAGAUGCAGAGCCUGAAAAAAUUAAUAAAAUAAAGGACAUCAGAUAUGUUUACUUCAAGACUGAGGCCCGAACAGAGUGGUGCAGUAACAAUUCAAAACGCGUCCCCUGCUUUCUAUUUGCAAGGAAAUUUUCUCGGGCAGCGGGGAUGCGCCUUUUGAGCGAAGUGGGUGGUCCGCUUGAUGGGUCCACUUCCAAGGGCCCACCACCAUGAUUUUUCAUCACGACCGCGUCCGCUGCUUAUAUAUACAUGCUUCCAUGUGCAUUCAUUGAGAUGCCCACGACUUGUGCUCAAUUCGCUAACAUACACAACAUGAUGAUGACAUUGUUGAUUGACUUACACUAGACAUGUUAGAAGCAAAUCUUGACUCACAUUGUAUUAUUCAUAUACAUUGUAUUAUUCAUAUAGAAUCAAGGUUACAAGCUCUGGCUAUACUAUAGCAUAGUUGCAAUAAAAAUUUCCAUUCCAGGUGUACCUUCAACUGUAACAGUCAAGAUUUAUAAGAAGAAAAAUGGGUUCAAGCAAAUGAAUCAGAAGGCAGCCAUGGUUGCUGCUUCAUGAUCAUCACCUUGAAGAGCCGUUUUGACGCUUUGAAGAUUGGUGAUUAGUUUAGAAGUUCGAAUCACAAUCCCGACCUGAUCUCAAUUAAGGGAAAGGAGAGGUUGAAGAGGACAACGACAGAGGCAUGGAGGGCAAUGAGAGAAUGCGUCGGUGAGGAGCCAAUACAGAGGCUGUCCGACC